Acanthosepion pharaonis is the source of this 699-nucleotide messenger RNA. The record is from the annotation of a GenBank genome assembly. NCBI's taxonomy places the organism in Eukaryota, Metazoa, Mollusca, Cephalopoda, Sepiida, Sepiidae.
AUGUUUUUUCACUAUCUAUGCCUCCAAUUUCCUCAUUGUUGCAUUCUUUUGUGCUCAUUUUACGCAUCAUUUUACACACAUCUAUCUAUCUAUCUAUCUAUCUAUCUAUCUAUCUAUCUAUCUAUCUAUCUGUCUAUCUAUCUAUCUAUCUGUACCUAUUUUCCAUACACUGCUAUCUAUCUAUCUAUCUAUCUAUCUAUCUAUCUAUCAAGGAUAUAUAAAUUCUUGUUCAACCAGUUUCCUAGUAUCUAUCUAUCUAUCUAUCUAUCUAUCUAUCUAUCUAUCUAUCUAUCUAUCUACUAUGCUUUUUACAUUUCCACAUCACAAAUAUUUGACUUCUCCAUCAUCGCCAUCUUUGUCGCUUCUGACGAUAAGCAAAUGAACUCCAGAAUUCGUUUUUUAAAAUCUUUUUCCUCUUCUUUUAUUUUCCUCUUCUCAUCAUCUCGUCUCUUUUCUCUCUCUCACACUCUCUCUCACACUCUCUCUCAUUCUUUCUCUCUCUCUCUCUCUCUCUGUUUUCAAUCAUAUUUGACUCUUGAUCUUUUAUCUUCGCUUCUUCUGUUUUUGUCCUCCUCACCACAUUCUUGUUCUUAUCAUUUCUAUCGUCUGCUUCGAUUCUAUUUUAUACUUAAUGUAUUUCGUUCAAUUAUUCUGACUUUAUCUGAUUUUACACGGCAUUUCAAGCUUUCUUCUUUUUAA